AGGAGGCAGAGCAAGCUCUAAGAAAGGUCCUCAGACAUGCUCAAGGAUUCACAUCUCUAUCCUUGGCCAGGCUUCCCUCCCCCUUGUCGGUGUCAUACCCUUUAGCUGGAGGCAUCUCUGAGCCCUCCCCCUUCAUCCCAUUUGUGUUUCAGGUUUCCAAGGAGCAACGAGACCAUUUCACAGCUGUUUGAACUGAGUUUGCACAGGGCUUGGACUCCUACAACGGCUGCUCAGGGCAGGCAUUUUGCAGGCAGGGAUGUCAGUGGUGGCCCUGGGCCACCAGCUGCUGAGUAGGGAUGGUGGCUACAUCACCUGCCACUGUGGCAUCUCUGGGGGAGGCUAAUGUGAACGCCAGGCCAAUGUGAUGGCAGUCCCCAUCCCAGGGCUUCUCCCCUGCCUGUCUUUUCCAGGGUGGCACCGUGCGCUGUGGGGGUGUGUUGGGGUGGAAGUGGUAAGUGGGUAUAUUUUCGUUCGUCUCCUGGCUUGUGCUGCUCCGAGUCUGUGGCGCCCGGUAUUACUAACGCUUCCCUGCUCCAGCUGGCGGCAGGGGAUGAAUCACGAUGGCAGCACCACGGCACGGACCCCUUGCUGGCCAGCUGGCCCGGGGUGAUGGCCAAAGCACUGGUCGGUAUCUCCUGCCUCUGCCCAGGGUGAGCUUGCUGCUGCUGGAGAUGUCUCAGCAGCCUGUGGGGCAGGGUUGUCCCCUCUGCAUGAUGCUGCUUGCUUGGGGACGGCUGGCCCCUGUCCCCACUGCACGCUGGAGGUCUCAGGUGGCUUCACAAGCUCCUCUCUUCCCACCAGCAGCUUCCCCAAUCCUUCCCCAAGGAUGCAGCUUAUCCUCCUGCUGCCCUUCUGCAGUUGAUUGGUUCCUCUCCCUCCUGGUCAUGACCUCACAGCACACGAUGACAUCACAGACCUUGGUGACUCCUGUUCUCCCCGUAGCAAAGACACAGAGAUGCCUAGUGCUCCUCUCCAGUCCCUCCCGAACAACCUGGUGAUCUAAAUAGAGGGAUUUUGGUAAAUGCCUCUCCCUCACCAGCUGAGGCUGCAGAAGUUGGCACACUGCUCGUCAGUGUCACCUGCCUGUGUGACCUGGGCUCCAGGAAGAUAAUUUGGAUCCUCCUGCUUGCUGCAGCCCAAAGAACCCUGAAAAAUGUCACGGCUGCUUGGCGUCUCUGGGACAAUGGAGAGGGUCCGCCCAGAAUCUCAAGGCUUGGAAGAUGAUGAUGAGGAUGAUGACAAUGAUGACAAAUUCAGCUACUUCUGUCACUCUGCACAUCCUCCACUCCAGUGCAAGAGCUCCGACAGCUUGGCUGACAGUCAGGGCGAGGAUCUGGGAGAAACCACCCCAUUUUCCCUAAGUCCCAGGCACUCUUACAUGGUGAAAGACGAAGAACUGAAAAAUAGAAUAUAUGCCAAAACAUUGGCCAAGCAUGCACUGGCGCUUGACGAGGAAGCUCAAGAGUUUCAGGAACCAUUUUACAAAGACACAGAAGGGCCUGGCAGCUUGUCUGAAGAUGAGGACCACAGCUGGAACUACCACAUUCCUGUGCAUCAAAGGUCACGUGUUCUCCGAACUGCCAGUAUGGCACUGCGUGGUUCCUAUGACUCUUUCCAAUAUAGCAAGCACCUGGGGAUGGAUGCCUUUGUCCCAUGGUCCCAUGCCAGUGACCCUUACCUGGGGAACUCAGAGCACACCUGGGAGACAGAACCCCACUUGCUGCACGAAGAGGCCAUCGGGGACAGAGAGGUCCCGUCUUCAGAGACGACCUAUGACAUACUCAAGGAGGAGAACACCAUGCUCAGGAGGGUGGUCAGCAGCAUGAAGAGCUCCUUGGAGAACCAGGCAUGCACGGUGCGGAGGCUAGAGAGGCAGCUGGCCAAAGAGGAGAGGGAAGCCCAUGAGCUACAAUCCUUUGUCCAGCAAACUAAGUGGAAUCUUCAGCUAAUGACCCAGCGGGCUCUGGAGGCGGAAAGCACCGUGGAGGAGCUGAAGCAGGAGAUCUCUAUUCUCCGGGGAGAGCUGGAGAGCUCCAAGGCGAAGAGAGAAGAUCUGAAACCAGGCCAAAUAACUGACCUGGGAGCAGUGAAGCACAACAUAGACUUCGCCCUGGAGAACCUCCACAAAAUAAUAGCGGGUGCAAACCUGUCCAUCAGACAGCUUGCUUUGGGAGCAGAGUCGCUGCAUUUUGUUGCUGAGGUCCUUGAAUCUACUGGGAAAAUUUCUGAAGCUGAAGAAGAAAAAGAGCUAUGAACUCAAUUCUGUGCGGGUCCUACAGAUGAGUGUAUGGACCGAGACCACAGGUGUCCCACUAACGCCUAUACUAAAACCAUUUUCUCUCAUGUCCUCAAAUGUGUGUGUUCAGAUCCGCAGUCUUUAUUCUUCACGGAAAUACUUUUCUUGUGAUGGAGUACAAGUUGCAGGUAGUGAUGUAGUUCUAGCUGCUGAUGACCCAUUCUGGCACUCUGGAGCCAGCAGGAAAUGUUUCCCAGGCUCUGAGCUG
Molecule: messenger RNA, 2504 nt
Organism: Calidris pugnax (ruff)
Lineage: Eukaryota; Metazoa; Chordata; Aves; Charadriiformes; Scolopacidae
Product: serologically defined colon cancer antigen 3 homolog
Exons: 1
Coding region: 1154-2254 (366 amino acids)
Biological process (GO): positive regulation of protein localization to cilium; regulation of cytokinesis; positive regulation of cilium assembly
Cellular component (GO): early endosome; midbody; ciliary basal body
Source: RefSeq, a predicted model, not a curated record